Messenger RNA from Cloeon dipterum, 3509 nucleotides. RefSeq names its product A disintegrin and metalloproteinase with thrombospondin motifs adt-2-like. NCBI's taxonomy places the organism in Eukaryota, Metazoa, Arthropoda, Insecta, Ephemeroptera, Baetidae. Gene Ontology annotation, molecular function: metalloendopeptidase activity. Gene Ontology annotation, cellular component: extracellular matrix. The record is from RefSeq and is a predicted model, not a curated record. The coding region runs from base 147 to 3443 and encodes 1098 amino acids. The transcript is spliced from 22 exons. Gene Ontology annotation, biological process: proteolysis; extracellular matrix organization.
AUAGGCACCGAGAGCAGAGAGCGGAGCAGUCGGUUGUCGGUCCUCGGCAGGAUCGCACGCGCCUACACGGAACACGAUGCGCUGACGGCAAGCACAGGACGCCGAUGACGACCCCCUGACUGAGGCUGCCCAGCCCCCCAGCCGACAUGCGGCCAGCGGCCCUUUGCUGCGGCCUGGCCGCCUUCCUCUGCCUCUUCGACGCAGUGCACGCCAGGCGGGCGCACAAAUUCGAAGUGACGGAACAGAACCUGAAAAGAUUGCUGACAACGCACGAGUGGAAGAAUCUGUUUGGUCCAGAGGAGGAAUUGUUCAGACGUGAUGAGCCGGAAUUUCUAAAACGAGUGAGUGUGGUGUGGCCGAAGGAGUCUUGGCGGCGACGGCGCCGCCGCCGAGUGCAUGAGAGGAUCAACGAAAGCGCCGGCGAAACCGACGAGAACGCCGCGUACACUCCGGCGAGGAGCGUCCGACUCGUGUUCACCAAUCGCACCGAGGCACCAUUGCUCCUCAGCCUCGAACACCUACCUCCUUCCAGUAACGUGGUGGACGACGGACUGCUGGUUCUGUCGCGCUACGCUAACUCGACGUCGCAGCUGCCGGACUGGACGGUGCGGCGCGAGGAGGAGUGCCUGUUUCGCGGAGACGCCAACCAAGUGGUCGAUGGCGCGUCCAAGAAGCAUGGACAGGCCGCCGUGUCGCUCUGCGGGGGCGUCAUCCGGGGUCUGAUCGUGCGGGACCACGAGUAUCAAGUGAUAAGCCCACUGCCCAAUAGACUGACCCGCAGAGCGCCGACGAGAAGGGCCGUCGCCCUGGCAGACACGCCCCACAUUCUCAUCAGGGGCCAGGCGCCCCCAGCGCACCUCCAGGACCUCGAGUGCGCCGCCGAGAGGGCGCUCAAGAGGGAGAAGAGGAACCUCAACGAAUUCUUCAAGCGAUCUUUCAGGGGUGGUGGUGCAGGGGUUGGCGCGACGACGAGGGGCUGGUGGCGGCCAUCGCCAGCAGCCAUAGCCUCAAACCGUCGCAGGAGCGGCCGCGGCGUCCUGCACAACGGGCCGCUGUUCGUCGAGCUGGCCGUCUUCGUGGACCGAGACCUCUUCAGACACAUGGCCGUCAACUUUCCGAGAGACACCGAAAGAGAAGUCACCAGGGUUGUCCUCGCCAUGAUCAAUGCGGUGCAACUGCUGUACCACGACGCGUCGCUGGGUCGUGCGGUGACCUUCGUGUUGAAGCGGCUGGAGGUGCUGCACGCCGAGCCGGCGGGGCUGACCCGCUCGCACGACAUCGACCGCUUCCUGUCUAGCUUCUGCAAGUGGCAGCGACUCGAGAAUCCGGCGUUGGACAGCGACCCCUUGCACUGGGAUCACGCCGUGCUGCUCACCGGCCUCGACCUCUAUGUCCAGCUCGGCGGCAAGUCGCCUGGAAAACUGUCGUCGCAGGUGGUCGGGUUGGCGCCUGUGGGAGGGAUGUGCUCGCGGGCCAGCAGUUGCACGGUGAACGAGGGGCGCCACUUUGAGAGCGUCUACGUUGUCGCGCAUGAAAUCGGUCAUAAUUUGGGAAUGCGUCACGACGGGCCUAUGUCCGACAACGAGUGCGACCCAGGCAGUUUCAUCAUGUCACCCACGCUGGGCUCGGGCAAGAUCACCUGGUCGCAGUGCAGCAGGAAGUACCUGGAGAAUUUCCUCGAAACUGAGCAGGCGAGUUGUUUGUGGGACCGGAGUGUACCGGAGCCAGGACUGGACCACGCUGCCGGCGGACUCUUGCCAGGAGAGAGAUUCUCUGCUGAUCAGCAAUGCAUGCUGAAAUACGGUAGCGGCAGCUCUCACGCCAAAACGCAGCCGCUGGACGACGUCUGCAGGGACCUGCACUGCCAGAGAGACAGGUACACCUGGACCUCGCACCCUGCCCUGGAAGGAACAACCUGCGGAAUCAGCAUGUGGUGUCGGAGCGGCCGGUGCGUGUCCAAGGGUUUGUCGGCGCAACAAGCCGGCUUUUGGCCCGAGAGGCUGGUGGCCGGCUCGUGGGGCGAGUGGAGCGCCUUUUCCGAGUGCGCCUCCAGCUGUCUGCACGGCUCCGGAGGUCUCGACGCCGGCAGCUCAGGUAUCGAGGUUGCGGCAAGAAGGUGCGACAAGCCGAGGCCAGAAAACGGCGGCAAGCAGUGCGUUGGAAGCGACAGGCGGUACCGGGCCUGUGAAGCCGCUCAGAUUUGCUCGAAUGUGCCUCGAACGACGUUGCGUGACUUUGCUGACGAAGUGUGCGGACGCGCCAAAGAAGUCGACGCUGAUCUUCUCGGAACUGGCACCCAGAGGGAGUCCUCCGACCCUGUGGAAGCGUGUGCAGUCUGGUGUUACAAAAAGCGGGGUGGUGCGAAAAACCGAGGAUGGACCUUCCCCGACGGCACAGCCUGCAAAGGACUGCCCCGACAACCGAAUAACAAUCGGGUGAGCCGACGCUCCGGAGCUUUGUUCCCUUCCAACAACAAAAGAGGACUUUGCGUUUCUGGACGUUGCGAAUACUUCUCCUGCGCGCCAGACGCGACUUUCAAGGAAGACCCUGAAAUUUGCACUCUACAGAGCAACCGCGCCCGAAUCGCGUCAAACUCAAUAAACAACUUGCGAAACGAGACGUCCACGUGGUCGGCGUGGAGGCCCCUUCCGGCCAGUGGCGGACGCUGUAAGUCCAACUGUAUAGCGCCAGGUCGCGGCCUUAGACUCGUUUCUCGGGAUUGCAGAGGGCCUUGCACCGACGGCGACUCGAGAAGCAUCCAACUUUGCGAACCUGAAGAUUCACAGAGUUGCGUGAGGUUGAAAACGCCGUUUGAGCAUGCCAGUGCCGUUUGUUCGAGAUAUAAAGAGAGAGUUAGAAGACUAUCUGGAAUCGGAAUGCAAAUUUCCCCGUCGAUUGAGGAUCCCGACCGACCGUGUCGAGUUGCCUGCCAGGAUGAGGCCGUACCUCACAGGUUUUACCUGGUAAACGGCGAGGAGGGUUGGUUUCCCUUCGGCACGGAUUGCGGUCGCGGCGUUCGCUCGAGACAGGCGUAUUGCGUCAGUGGCAAAUGCCUGGAGUUCGGCAGCGACCUGACCCCCAGGCUGCAGUCUCACAGGCUCAUUCCACACGGAGUCCACCAGCUUCUGUCCGAGAGAAGAAGGAGGAGCGUUUUGCCUGCCAACGAAUCUGCCGUCGUCACUUCACAACUCGAUUCAGACACUCUCAACUACCUGAUUGACACAAUUGAAGGAAAAACGGCCAACGCGAACAAAGUGAAGCUAGAUGAACCUUCUCUGGACCUGCACAAUCCAAUCCACGUGAACAACCCACCCAUGCAAACAGUAGACGACACUGCAGCUGGGUACGCAGUGGCGAGCAGCGAGGAUGCGAAAUCUUCUUCUGCAAAAUUAGUCCUGGACUGGUGCCUUAUUUUACUGCUAGCCGUGCAGUUACAAAGAUGAGCUGCGUGGAAGUCGAGUGCGUGUGACGAUUCAAGUGGACUUCAUUAGCUAGUGACGAAGUGAGCG